AGCCUUUCCACCUCAAGGAACGUUUUCUUGUUUGCAUCCAGCGUGAGCACUUUGUACUCUGUAGUAAUGGCUACAUGUGCUGUGGGCAAGGCCGAGAACAUGUGUGGAAAGGCUCUGUGUGAGUCUGGUGGAUACGGUGGAUCCAAUGUCGAAGCUGAUGCGGAGAAAGCGGAGAAAGCUUCUCCCGGGCUUCGCAGGAACUCCAAAAGCAGCGUCACCGCAGGCAUCCGCCGCAGUGACAGCAGCUAUGCGCUUUUGUUGCGCCUAGAAGAAGCUGGAGCUGAGUGGCGUGAUGUGGAAGGUUUCAGCGAUACAGAGUCACCCAAGCAGAGCAUUUUGAAUGACGAGAACGACGAGAUCGGGAGGUCCCUUUCACCUUCAAAGAGAUGGGAGACGGACAGAGACAGGUUCAUGCAGAUCAGCCACUUGCAUCAAGCCCCAACUUUUCCAAGGGUCCUUUGUGUUUCUCGUCGCUACUUGCGCAAGAACAAGUACGUGGACAUUACCGGCGAGUACCACCUGGACCUCAUCCAGGACUAUGGUGGUGCACCGGUGAUCUUACCCCGGACAGCCAAGACCAUACAGCAACUCUGUGAAUAUCUCCCUAUGGACGGCCUAGUCAUUGCAGAAGGCAACGACCUUUCUGAUGACAUCUUGCUGAAAUAUGGCUGUAACGUGCCUGAACGCCUCACUGGUGAAGCGGCCAAGAAGUUUGCGAGUGACACAGAGAUGGAUGUUCCAAAGGAUGAGUUGGAGUUUGCCUUGAUGCGCUUUGCUUUAGCUGCAGGUGUCCCGAUCCUGACUUUCUGCCGAGGCUCCCAAAUGCUGAACUGCAUGCGAGGUGGAACUCUCAUUGGUGACAUUGAGAGUCAAACAGACAGCAAUAUCAAACACUUGAGGGACUCGAGUGAUCCUGAAUAUGACAGCUUCAGGCACCCAAUUGAAGUCAAACCCAACACUCCAUUGGCCGAGUGGUUUGGUGACAGCUUGGGAGAUGGCAACGAUGGCAACGAUGGCAAGACGUUGAUGGUCAACUCCUACCACCACCAGGCGUCAAAGGACUUGGGAUGGAGCUUGGCGCCAAUGGCACACAGCCCCGAUGGACUCAUUGAGGCUUUCUAUGAUCCACGAUAUGAUCCCAAGAAGGGACAAUUUGUGGUGGGUUUGCAAUUCCAUCCUGAACGCAUGCUUGGAGAUUAUCCUGGCUGUGCUCGAUGCUAUGAGUCCUUCUUGGAGGCUUGUAGGGCAUACAAAGAUGCACAAGAUGCCUCUGCGUAGGUAGCCGCUCCAGCCGUGGCUGUGCCUUUUGAUGCAUGGCAUGGCUUGGAUUGGAGGCUUCGGUGCGACAUGCAGAGACUUCAAGCCGAAUCCAGACUUUCUGAAAUAUUUGAAUCAAAAUUGGGCUGUGCCCAAAUUUUAAAACGCGCCUUUCAAGGCCAACUUUGGACCCCUGUGCCAGCGAAGCUGCUCGUGGGAAGAUUUUAGAUGUUGAAGGACCUUAUCCUUUCUUUGGCCUCGCUGCCAAUAGGCCCAAAGACACUGACUCUUGGUGGUCAUUGACUCAAAGACCGAAAA
Molecule: messenger RNA, 1575 nt
Organism: Cladocopium goreaui
Lineage: Eukaryota; Dinophyceae; Suessiales; Symbiodiniaceae
Source: the annotation of a GenBank genome assembly